Molecule: messenger RNA, 468 nt
Organism: Penicillium brevicompactum
Lineage: Eukaryota; Fungi; Ascomycota; Eurotiomycetes; Eurotiales; Aspergillaceae
Exons: 2
Coding region: 1-468 (155 amino acids)
Source: RefSeq, a predicted model, not a curated record
AUGUCGAGAUUGAGUGCCCCCUCUCUUCCUGCAGCGGCGGCUAACCGUCGGCUUGUCAACCUCGCUAACGAGGAACCCUCCAUGGAAAUGGCCGAUGAUGACGUUACCUCAAAUGAGCGACCUAUGGAUACUCACAUCCACGCCAACAAUGAUCAAGCAACGUCUAAAAACAAGGACAAGAAGGGUACAACUGAGGAAAGCCCGGAAGAGGAAAACACCACGAAGAAAGUCGCCAAAGCUGUUUUGUUAGCAUCUAUUGACAUGCUCGAUAUACAGCUGGCGAAUAUUACGGCUAUUUCCGAGAUGGCCAGCAUCCAUGAUCAGAUCACACAGGACGAACGGUUACUCAGCACCGUACAGACAGGCAGGAUCACAUCGUCGUACAAAGGAUUUUUCGGAUUGGGUGAAAGUUAUCUGAGUUCCAAUUUCCCGAGGCCGAGUCCGCGUACUAAUCCCCCAGGACAGUGA